GGGAGGUCCCACCUUGCACGCCGGCCGUAGCAAGAUGGCGGUGGCGGAGGAGGCAAAAGGAACGGCUCCCGCUACGGAUUUCUGAUAACCAAACCUUUCCACAAGAAAUGAACUGGCAAGACUGCUUUUCUCUAAAACGGGGGAGCUGAUCGGCACCAUGAAGGUCUUCUGCGGGCGGGCCAAUCCGACCACGGGAUCCGUGGAGUGGCUGGAGGAAGAUGAGCACUAUGAUUACCACCAGGAGAUUGCGAGGUCAUCCUAUGCAGAUAUGCUGCAUGACAAAGACAGAAAUAUAAAAUAUUACCAGGGUAUCCGGGCUGCUGUGAGCAGGGUCAGGGACAGAGGACAGAAGGCCUUGGUUCUGGACAUUGGCACUGGCACAGGGCUCUUGUCAAUGAUGGCGGUCACAGCAGGUGCUGACUUCUGCUAUGCCAUUGAGGUUUUCAAGCCUAUGGCUGAUGUUGCUGUGAAGAUUGUGGAGAAAAAUGGCUUCAGUGAUAAGAUUAAGGUUAUCAACAAGCAUUCCACUGAGGUGACCAUAGGGCCAGAUGGUGACAUGCCAUGCCGUGCCAACAUCCUGGUCACAGAGCUGUUUGACACAGAACUGAUCGGGGAGGGAGCGCUGCCUUCCUAUGAGCAUGCACACAAGCAUCUUGUACAGGAAAAUUGUGAGGCAGUGCCUCACAGAGCAACCAUCUAUGCACAGCUGGUGGAGUCCAGAAGAAUGUGGUCAUGGAACAAGCUGUUUCCCAUCCGUGUUCAGACGGGCAUCGGAGAGCAGGUUAUUGUCCCUCCCUUGGAACUGGAGAGGUGCCCUGGUGCACCCUCUGUCUGUGACAUUCAGCUGAACCAGGUGUCACCGACCGACUUCACCGUCCUCAGCGAUGUGUUGCCUAUGUUCAGUGUGGACUUCAGCAAGCAAGUCAGUAGUUCAGCAGCUUGCCAUAGCAGGCAGUUUGAACCUCUGGCAUCUGGCCGAGCUCAGGUAGUUCUCUCCUGGUGGGACAUUGAAAUGGACCCUGAGGGGAAGAUCAAGUGCACCAUGGCCCCCUUCUGGGCACACUCAAACCCAGAAGAGCUCCAGUGGCGGGACCACUGGAUGCAGUGUGUGUACUUUCUGCCACAAGAGGAGCCAAUUGUACAGGGCUCAGCCUUCUGGCUGGUAGCCCACCAUGACGACUACUGUGUGUGGUACAGCCUUCAGAGGACUAGCCCUGAAAAGAACGGGAGAGUCCACCAAAUGCGCCCCGUGUGUGACUGCCAGGCUCACCUGCUCUGGAACCGGCCUCGGUUUGGAGAGAUCAAUGAUCAGGAUAGAACUGAUCAGUAUGUUCAUGCCCUGAGGACCGUGCUGAAGUCGGACAGUGUCUGCCUGUGUGUCAGUGAUGGCAGUCUGCUCUCCAUGCUGGCGCAUCACCUUGGGGCAGAGCAGGUAUUUACAAUUGAGAGUUCAGCAGCUUCUCAUAAACUGAUGAAAAAGAUCUUCAAGGCUAACCACUUGGAAGAUAAAAUUAAUAUCAUAGAGAAACGGCCUGAAUUAUUAACAUCUGCAGACUUGGAGGGUAAAAAGGUCUCUGUCCUCCUGGGUGAGCCGUUCUUCACCACCAGCCUGCUGCCAUGGCACAACCUGUACUUCUGGUAUGUCCGGACUGCUGUGGACCAGCACCUGGGGCCUGGCGCUGUGGUGAUGCCCCAGGCUGCUUCACUGCAUGCUGUGGUCGUGGAGUUCAGGGACCUGUGGCGGAUCCGGAGCCCCUGUGGCGACUGCGAAGGUUUUGAUGUGCAUAUCAUGGACGAGAUGAUUAAGUGUGCCCUGGACUUCAAGGAGAGCAAGGAAGCCGAGCCGCACCCACUGUGGGAGUACCCUUGCCGCCGCCUUUCUGAGCCCCAGCAGAUCUUGACCUUUGAUUUUCAGCAGCUAGUCCCCCAGCAUCCUGUGCGUGCUGAAGGGUCCAUGGAGCUAAGGAGGCCCGGGAGGAGCCACGGGGCCGUCCUGUGGAUGGAAUACCACUUGACCCCAGACCGCAUGGUCAGCACUGGCCUUCUGGAACCCACAGAAGAUGAGGGGAACUGUUGCUGGAACCCCCACUGCAAGCAGGCCGUGUACUUCUUCAGUGCCACGCUGGAUCCCCGAGCGCCGCCACAUGGCCUGCAAACAGUCAGCUAUGCUGUGGAGUUUCACCCCCACACCGGAGAUGUCACCAUGGAGUUCAGACUUACAGACACCCUAGACUGACCCUGACUUGCUGAAAAAUAAAGUGGCCCGAGGGCGACAGGCUCUGAAUCGUUCUGGCUUUGUGGGGAAGGAAGACUGAAGGUGUUCCUCUUCUUCUGGGGACCUGCUCGGCCUCGGGUCAUGGAGGAGACCCGCUUCCAUUUUUGGAUCUUGGCACUGCCAGCUCCUAAUUCCAGGUGUGGGAGGGCAGCAUAGACGGGCCAGGGAGACCAGCGUACUAAUGGUUCUGAGUUGCUCAGAAAGCUCCAAGGCAGUGAUGUCUCCUGCCCUACUUGGAAGGGGAUGGAGGCAGGGGUCUUGCUGGGGCUGGCAGAUGGGCUGCACAUGCUACUCUCUUAGCUGGGUGGUGCCAGUGGCGGGAGCCUGCGUUGCCUGUCUCGCUUGCUGGGAAUCCCCAGGUCUCUGCCUGUCUGGCUUUAGCUAGGAAGGUUUCUAGAGGGUGGAGACUGAGUUGUGGCUGGGUCCCAGGGGCUUGGAGACCCUGGCAGAGCCAGGCCUGAGAGGACUGGGUUCUGGCCCUUUCACCCAUUGGGAAACCUCACCAAGCCACAUUUAUAGCAUCCGGGCAUCUGCUCUCAGCGCAGCACGAGCAGGUGUUCUGCCCAGACCUGAGACCUGAACGCCAGGCUGCUGAGACGACAGAGAGGAAGCUGUCCCAAAGCACUUCUGAGGUGCACACCCAGGAAACCAGCCCUCAGGAAAGGGAGCCUGGAAGUGUAACUGUCCCCUCCUCCCCUGUGCGCACUCCCUCCUCCAUGCUGCCUGGUAUCAGGAGGCCCUCCCGCCCCCUCAGAAGUCUUGAGGCAGGUGGGGUGCGGUGCAAAGCUGCCCAGCCCAGCCUUGCUUCACCAGGAAGGCCAGAGAAUCUCGAGGUGGCCACAGCCUUGUUCCUUCCAUGUACUCAAGGUGCACUUUUGCUAUUUAUCUCCCAAUUCUCAGAGGAAGCAGACGCUGAUUAAGAGACCAACAGCCCGAGGCCUCAGCAUUUCAGGUAGACUUGGGCUGUGCCCAUCCUGCAAGUAGAGACAGGAAAGGCUGUCCCCCCACACCCCGCUCAGGUUGCCCAGCCCUGGGGGCUGGAGUCAGAGCAGAGCCUGGCCCCAGCUUGUCGAUCAAAUAAGUGGAGAACACCAGCCUUGAGCCUCACAGUUUUAUUUUCCUUCUCCUCGUUAUCUGUCCUUCCUUUCAGCACCAAUAAAGGAAAAAGACUACCUCUCUUUUCAAAAUA
Molecule: messenger RNA, 3464 nt
Organism: Galeopterus variegatus (Sunda flying lemur)
Lineage: Eukaryota; Metazoa; Chordata; Mammalia; Dermoptera; Cynocephalidae
Gene: PRMT7
Product: protein arginine methyltransferase 7
Exons: 18
Coding region: 158-2236 (692 amino acids)
Biological process (GO): peptidyl-arginine methylation
Molecular function (GO): protein-arginine N-methyltransferase activity
Source: RefSeq, a predicted model, not a curated record